This is a messenger RNA of Lingula anatina, 1608 nucleotides long. Its product is annotated as sarcoplasmic calcium-binding protein-like. Gene Ontology annotation, molecular function: calcium ion binding. NCBI's taxonomy places the organism in Eukaryota, Metazoa, Brachiopoda, Lingulata, Lingulida, Lingulidae. The record is from RefSeq and is a predicted model, not a curated record.
AGUGCGCCUACACAAUGGCGAGCCACGUCAAUACAAAAAGAUGGCGGUGUAGCGAUUUCGAUACUUGGCACCAUGGAUGCUCUUUUUAGCCCGUCAGUAGCAGUUAUUGAACUCAAAUAAACCUCACUGCGCAACGCAUUGGGUCGCUGUUAUUCAUUCAAGGUCGCACGUGCUAUAAAACAACAGCUGGUAAUCAGCUAACUAGGCCAUCACUGAAAAAGACAAAGAGCCUUAUUUACAGGGGUGAUUUUCAUUGGUCAAUUUCACCACGCCUCCAUAACCUUGACCUAUUUGCUUCGACCGGGGACUGGACUUGAACGAACUUUUGACAGUCAAAAAUGUCUCGACUUUUGCGGAUUACGCAGCUUCGACCGCACCUGAGACUGGUUCAACCGUUUAGCACGGAGGCCGAGCGACUCCACGAGCUUCCGUUUAAAUACCCGGAGGUGAAGGGUUCGCCAAUAUGGAUGGAAAAAAUGAGAACCUGGUUCUUCAGACAAGAUGUCGACCGCGACGGCUACCUGAGCAAGGGUGACUUUGAACAGCAGGCCAGGCGGAUCACUGAAUUUAUGAAACUUAACGACGAACAAGCCAAAAAACUGAUGGACAACCGCAUGCAUAUUUGGAAGUAUUACGUCAGCGGUGACCCUGACAACUCGGACACUGUCAAGAUCCCGGAUGUGGAAGGAAAACGUCGCUUUCUGUUGGCUGUCAACUCAACAUUACGUCAGAGCUUCUUUGAGACAUUCAGCAUUCACUUUGAUGGUAUUGACCUUAACAACGAUGGGGAAAUAUCGCAAGAGGAGCACGCUGCCUUUUUCUAUGGCUACAACAUCCCUACGGAGUUUUCUCCGGAGGUCUUCAAAACUUUAGACACGAAUAACGAUGGGCAUGUAAGUAGGGAGCAGUUCCUGACGGCCUAUCUAGAUUUUAUAUUCAGUGAAGAUCCGGAUAGCAAACAUGUGCACUUUUGCGGACCUCUUUUGAAAUGAUGUUCAGUAGGGAACGCAUCUUGAAUAAUUGAAUUCAUCUCCGUAUCGGGUGAACCACGAUUUGAACAGUUGAAACUAAAAAUAAGAAUCACGUGCUGGACUAGCAUAAUCACGAUAUGAUAAGUAGAGAAGGCCGACCUUGAAAAAAUAUCAGCGUUCUCUUAAAACUUUAUUCUGCGAGAAAUUACUCAGCUUUUAUUACUUCCUUAUAUUAUUUUGACAGACUAUAAUUUUUUAUUUUCUUUGUCGCUUGGUGGCAGUGUAUGUUUUUCAGCUUUAACGAAACACGUUUUUGAUGGAAUGAUGGCAGUUUUAAUGAUAAAAUAAGCUGGCGCAAACACAUUUUACAUUGUAUUACAAAGGACAAACAACCAUAAAUUCAUUACACGAUGAAACCUGCAAGACGUUUUUGGUACGGCUUGAGGUUAGUAAUAUUUGUUUUGGAAACAGAUUUUAUCUCCGUAUCGGUUAAUUGAUUUUAUAAGUUUUUUGUUGGGUGUCUUUUUUACAUUUUUGCGAAUGCCGUCAAUGACUGGCAAUUAAUAUCUUUAUACUGAUAAUUGCAAGUGGUUUAUUUAUGCACAUGGGAGCAGAAAAAUUAAAUAAGUUGAAAAAA